AUGUCCCAGCAUACUGUGGUGGCUUGGCCCUGGCUGCUACUGACCUCGUUGACUUAUAUUCUCGGUAACCGCUGUCGUCCCUUUGGACUCACUGGUGGCAUCGCGGCAGGCAAAUCGACCAUAUCCCAGCUAUUUCGCGCACACGGAGCCGUUAUUAUCGACGCCGACGACAUUGCGCGUGGUGUACUGGAACCUGGAACUUGGGGCUAUAAGCGGCUGCGGGCCAGUUUGUCUCGUGGCACGACACCGCUCUGGCCGCAAGUGUGUCAGGCAGAUGGGCGCGUGGAUCGCCAAGCCUUGCGCGAAGCCAUUUUUGCGACUCCUGCUGUGCGGCGUGUCGUCAAUCAAGCUACGCAUCUGCCCGUGUUUGUCGAGUUGCUACGUCAGCUCAUUCUUGCACGGCUAUGGUACUGGCGCUCCUUCGUGGUGCUGGACGCACCCUUGUUGCUGGAAAGUGGCCUGGAUCGGUUGUGCCACACCGUGGUUUUGGUGACAGCACCCGAGCGCACCCGCAUUGAACGCGUUAUGCGACGUGACAGCGUUACGGAGACGCAAGCCAAAGCCACCAUCGCCGUUCAAAUGGUGCCCGCAGAGCAAAUAAAGCGGGCACAGGUUGUAUUCGAGAACAGCGGAACUCAAACGGAGCUGCGCAAUCGCGUCGAUGCAUGGCUACAGCAACAAGGCCUCUAG
This is a messenger RNA of Monosiga brevicollis MX1, 690 nucleotides long. RefSeq lists its product as uncharacterized. Gene Ontology annotation, biological process: coenzyme A biosynthetic process. NCBI's taxonomy places the organism in Eukaryota, Choanoflagellata, Craspedida, Salpingoecidae. The coding region runs from base 1 to 690 and encodes 229 amino acids. The transcript is spliced from 2 exons. Gene Ontology annotation, molecular function: dephospho-CoA kinase activity; ATP binding. The record is from RefSeq and is a predicted model, not a curated record.